Messenger RNA from Salvia hispanica, 1065 nucleotides. Its product is annotated as large ribosomal subunit protein uL30w-like. Gene Ontology annotation, molecular function: structural constituent of ribosome; RNA binding. The record is from RefSeq and is a predicted model, not a curated record. Gene Ontology annotation, biological process: maturation of LSU-rRNA from tricistronic rRNA transcript (SSU-rRNA, 5.8S rRNA, LSU-rRNA). Lineage: Eukaryota; Viridiplantae; Streptophyta; Magnoliopsida; Lamiales; Lamiaceae. Gene Ontology annotation, cellular component: cytosolic large ribosomal subunit.
GCCUAUUGGGAGUUCAAUAAAUUAAAAGGAAACAAUAGAAACCCUAAUUUCACUCAGCCAGCAGCGCGGUAGCUACUUCUUCUUCUCAUUCCUCUGCAUUUUUCUGAUUCAGCUACGAUUCAAAUGGCUGAGAAGGGAGCACAAAUUGUUCCGGAGUCUGUUUUGAAGAAACAGAAGAGAGCCGAGGAAUGGGCUUUGGCGAAAAAGCAGGAGGUUGCAGCUCUCAAGGAAAAGAAAUCUGCAAACAGGAAGCUGAUCUACAACAGAGCUAAGGACUACGCGAAGGAAUACGCGGCACAGGAAAGGGAACUCAUUCAGUUGAAGCGUGAGGCGAGGUUGAAAGGAGGAUUCUAUGUGAAUCCGGAAGCUAAGUUGCUGUUCAUCAUUCGCAUUCGUGGUAUUAAUGCGAUGCAUCCCACAACCAAGAAGAUUUUGCAGCUUCUGCGUCUGCGUCAGAUUUUUAAUGGAGUGUUCCUAAAGGUUAACAAGGCAACAGUGAACAUGUUACACAGGGUCGAACCAUAUGUGACUUUUGGUUACCCGAACUUGAAGAGCGUGAAAGAAUUGAUAUACAAGAGGGGUUUUGGCAAAGUGAACAAGCAGCGUUUUGCUUUGACAGACAACUCAAUCAUAGAACAGACCCUUGGCAAGCACGGGAUCAUCUGCAUCGAAGAUCUUAUCCAUGAGAUCUUGACAGUUGGGCCUCACUUCAAGGAAGCCAACAACUUCCUCUGGCCAUUCCAACUCUCUGCACCCUUGGGUGGUCUGCAGAGGAAGAGGAAUCACUACGUCGAAGGAGGAGAUGCUGGAAACCGCGAAGACUAUAUCAACGAGCUCAUCAGAAGGAUGAACUAGGUUUUGGAAUAGUAGUAAACAUUUUGAGAGGUUGUUUUGCUUCAUCAAACAAGUCUUUUUUGUUCAGGCUAUAUAGUUAUCUUAAGACAAUUUUGUGCUUAAAUUUACAUGUGAUGAUUUAUGAGGCAUCUCCUUUCUUCAUAAAUUGCCUAUUUCUGUUGUACCCUUUUUUUCUGUUGCAUUAAGUAAUUCCAGAUGAUUUCUGAGGCA